Molecule: messenger RNA, 1899 nt
Organism: Amphibalanus amphitrite
Lineage: Eukaryota; Metazoa; Arthropoda; Thecostraca; Balanomorpha; Balanidae
Exons: 2
Coding region: 107-1084 (325 amino acids)
Biological process (GO): positive regulation of type I interferon production; innate immune response; reticulophagy
Cellular component (GO): autophagosome; endoplasmic reticulum membrane
Molecular function (GO): cyclic-di-GMP binding; 2',3'-cyclic GMP-AMP binding
Source: RefSeq, a predicted model, not a curated record
GCCCGCCGGAGAGCCUCAGUAACCGGCAGUGCCGACUAGUGCAGACCGGGCCGCGGACUGGGAGCGCUGCGAACUAGCGCAGACCGCGCCGCGGACUAGCGCAGACAUGUGGCUGUGGCGCAAGCUGCUGCUGAAGUUUCUGGUGCUGGCCUGCCUGUCCGUGGCCGCCGGCGCCGCCGCCACCAUCCUGAACGGUCUCCUGGUGUACGUGCGCCACCAUCUGGCCGGCAGCAGCCGACCGCGCGCCGAUUAUGUUACUAAGAAGUCGGUACUCCUGCUCGUGUCUAUCCCGGCCGCGGUGCUGCUGCUCACCCAGACAGAGAUGCCCUGGGAGUGGCUGGGAACGCUGACGCUGCUCGUGGCUAUUGCCCCGGCCCUGCUCACCUGGCUCGGGCCGCCCGACGAGCACGUCGAAAACUGCCAGCUGUGCCAGAUCGGCAAGGGUAGCGCCUACAACCAUUAUUUUGGCUACCUCAGGCUCAUGGAAGGCGAGCAUGGCAUCCGGACGCGUCUGGAGAAAUUCAAACGUGAAAACCCUGCGGGCUUACCAGAGGAAGUGCUGGAGAAAUUCAAACGUGAAAACCCUGCGGGCUUACCAGAGGAAGUGCUGGAGAAAUUCAAACGUGAAAACCCUGCGGGCUUUCCAGAGGAAGAGCUGGAGAAAUUAUACUCCAAAGCAGUAGUGGUGCUUGCGCCAAAGGACGGUAGUUACCCCGAACAAUGGGACAGACUGGAAGGUGUUGGCAAGAUCACUGCAACACUGAAACCCUUCAAGAAAAGAGUGGGUGGCAACGAGCGCAGCUAUGGGGAAUUCAAGGUGCAUGAGGUGAAGUCGAGCGACGGCGAGCACAAGAUGUAUGUGGCGCUGGACAAGGUGGGAGCCCUGGAAACCCUCCAGAAGCUUCGUAAUCACGGUCCAGCCGGCCUUAGCGUUGCCGACUGCCGGAACCAGAUGAAGGAGUUGAUAGAGGAGCUCAAAGUGAUCGUGGCUAAAAAUGACCACCUGAAGGGCCAGCUGAAGGUGGUCAGUUACGACGCCGACGAGCAUGUCGGGGACGCCAUCUUGGCGGCAAUAGAGGGCUAGCAACCAGCGCACACUGCUUGUCGGAAACGCUCCGGCGAGAGGCCGCAAAAGUUUUUUGCUUCUUAUUUCGCAACUAGAGAAGCAAACUUCAUAAAACUUUGCAUACCUUCUCUGUUAUAUGUAAGCUAUCAUUUGGAUGUCAAGCACUUAGUAGGUAUAUGACGUGAAGCUGUUAAGUUAUGACGUCAUAAUUGAGUAUAAUACCUACAGGAUCUAGCACCACUAUAAGUCAACAAGGGAAAUUGGAAGCCGCUAUUCGGGCACCGGGAAUGGUACUUUCAUGCACUCCUUACAAAGUUCGGUGCUUCACUUAUGCAUUGUUGAAUUCGCGUGACGUCAUGUAUGACGUCACGCGUCUCUAGCAUCAGCUGUAGCUAGAGAGUUGGGAAAGCCACCAGUGGACUCGGGAAGACCUGUCGAAUCGAAUGAUAUGGACAGGGCGUGAACUGACGGGCCGGGGAAAGGAAGGACGCCACGGAGAAGGUACACCGACGGGCUGUUGGUGGAGCGCACUGACGGUGGUGAACGAAGACUGCGGUGACUUGGUGCUGUGCUUAGUGCAAAUUGAUAGCGAUUCAUUUUGAUCCGAAUACUUACACUUGAACACUGCUUAGGGUUAAUCUCGAUGUGUCGCUACUCGCUGGUUCAUCAGAAAUGUAGACAGAGUAAUCAAUGGUUUACCCAUAAAUAUUGGAAAAGUGGAACGCCUGUCUGAUCGGUCCUCGGCUAGCUCCGUCACUCCCUGUAGGAAUCGUAAAGCGCAAAUGAUCGGUAUCGAAAUAAAGUUUUUGCAAUUAUCGGCCUCGGCCAUGAAA